AUGGGUGAUCACAUGAAUAAGGAUAUGCAGGAAAAACCAAUCUUAGCAGCUCUUGAAGAUUUAUACCAAGGAAUCCCAGAUGAAUCCGUAAACCUCACCUUUCAAGACCUUGCUGAAGUUAACACAUCAGAAAAGAGAAAACCCACAGCAACUUCAACAACAACAACCAUAGCACCUUCAAGCUCCCUAGCCAAACUACCUAGUCUUGAUUUCACCAAAGGCUUGCAAGGUUGUAGUCAACACCGCGUACAGGACUUUGGCUAUGGAGAGUCAUCACCGUGGGAUUAUCCUGGUCAUUUUAGCCACCAUGCUGGUGGUGGCGCGCAAAGACAAAUCCCUCAAUGCAUGGCCAAUGGAGAUGAUCAUUCGAAGUAUGGUGUGAGCUUUGAUGGUGUAAGUGUUGCUUCGGGAAGAGCUACUCGAAGACGUCGACCUGGGAUUCCACACUCAAAGAUUUGUGCAACUUGUAAUACCUAUAUUUACCUAUUCCGUACUAGAUGUCUGGUGUGUGGCAGGGUUUAUUGCAGGCAAUGCGUAGAAAUAGGAAUGGGAGAGAUGGUAGAAGGAAGAAAGUGCAUUGAGUGUCUUGGUUUGAGAUUCAGUCAUAGGUAUAUAGAAAGAGCAGGAAAUGUAGGGUGCUGUAGUUGGAGGUAUCCAAAGACAUUGAAACAGGUUGAGUUAAAGUGUGCUGAGAAAGGACCAAGAAGAAGUGGAAAAUAUGGUCACAGUGGGAUGCCAAACUCAAGAUCACUAAGUCCAAAUAAGUGGAGAGAAAGUAGGAAGAGAGUUCAAUUGUGUUGUGUGACAAAACUACAAGCUUUUGCCAAACAGAUGCAAGAUCCAUCUUCAAACCCUAAUUCCAAUCCCAAUCCUCACAAUGCCAAUGCGGCAUCCCAGCUACCACGACCGCCGCCGUCCACGGCGGCCACCACCGCCGGCGCCGGCGCCUCUUCGUCCUCGCUCUUCCCGCGCUCCGGCGGGUCUCACCACCGGCGAGCCCACUCGGAGAUGAGUUUCCGGCUGCCGGACGACUUGAUGGACCUGUCGCCGUCGGAUCCGUUCGCCGGCGGGUCAUCAACGGCGAGCAUGGAGGAGAUCGGAUCCGAGGAUGACCUGUUCUCAACGUACAUUGAUGUGGACAAACUCGGAGGCUCGAACGGGUCGGGCACCGCCGGAAACGGAGCGGAUCCGACCGGAGAACGGGAGAAGAGUCCCACGAGGGCGCGGCACCGGCACAGUAGUUCGGUCGAUGGCUCUUCGUCGUUCGGCGAAAUAAUGGAAGCGAAGAAGGCUAUGCCACCUGAUAAGUUAGCUGAGCUAUGGACAAUUGAUCCCAAGCGUGCUAAGAGAAUACUUGCAAAUCGGCAAUCUGCUGCUCGAUCCAAAGAGAGAAAAGCGCGUUAUAUACAAGAACUUGAGCGCAAGGUUCAAACUCUUCAGACGGAAGCCACAACUCUUUCUGCCCAGUUGACAUUAUACCAGAGGGACACAACAGGCCUGAGUACUGAAAAUACAGAGCUUAAGCUCCGUCUGCAAGCCAUGGAGCAGCAGGCACAGCUUCGUGAUGCCCUUAAUGAAGCAUUGAAAAAGGAAGUUGAGAGACUUAAGGUUGCUACUGGUGAGAUGAUGAGCCCCACUGAAUCCUUUAAUCUGGGAAUGCACCAUAUGCCGUUUACAGGAUCAACUUUCGGUUCAAUCCCGUCACAAUCAGGUCCUUCUGGUCACCAGAACAUCCAGUUGUCACCAUUUGGUCACUCCCCAUCCACAAUGCGGACUCAUCAACUGCAUCAAACAACUUCUCAUCCACUUACAGAUUUAUUGCAAAAUGACCAGCUUGGUCGUUUCCAGGGGCUUGACAUUAGUAGCAAAGGAUCAACUCUGGUGAAGACUGAAGGCCCCUCGCUUUCUGCAAGUGAGAGUAGCACUACAUUUUGA
Molecule: messenger RNA, 1935 nt
Organism: Sphenostylis stenocarpa
Lineage: Eukaryota; Viridiplantae; Streptophyta; Magnoliopsida; Fabales; Fabaceae
Source: the annotation of a GenBank genome assembly